Molecule: messenger RNA, 1757 nt
Organism: Argentina anserina (silverweed cinquefoil)
Lineage: Eukaryota; Viridiplantae; Streptophyta; Magnoliopsida; Rosales; Rosaceae
Product: regulator of G-protein signaling 1
Exons: 11
Coding region: 195-1562 (455 amino acids)
Source: RefSeq, a predicted model, not a curated record
CCCUUUUGGUCAAACAAUAAUCUGCCGUGCCGAUUUGGGCUUUGAAAGAACACCUUGGUUGACGUACCGUCUCUUCUAUAUUCUUUGUACUUUCAGAAUUCAGAUCCUGGACAUGAGACACAGACUCAAUCAUUUGUUAGCAGUGAACUUAGUUCAAACCCAGAACAAGGAGAACACCCUCAAAUGCUAAGAGAAUGGCAAGCUGUGCAGUUCGCGGUGGCUGUGUCAGCGACUACAUAGCCGUCACUAUUUCUGCCAUUUGCUUCAUUCUGCUUGUUUCUCGAUUAAUUUUUCCCUUUGUGGUUCACAAACUUCCUUGUGCAAAGCGUAGUGGCUUUUGGAUUCCAGUGAUUCAAGUUUACGCCAGCUUCAACCUUGUGUUGUCAAUUUUGAUGUCUGUCAAUGUCCUGAAAUAUGAAAAGAGACAUUGGUGGCAGUCUUGCUAUAUGUGGGCAGUCUGGAUUGAAGCUCCCCUUGGCUUUGGUUUGCUACUGAGUUGCCGCAUAUCACAGGCCUUUCAAUUAUAUUACAUCUUUGUAAAGAGGUGUCUGCCACCAAUCAGAUCAUACGUUUUCCUUCCACUAAUUCUCUUGCCAUGGAUUGCUGGAUCCGCAUUUAUCCAUAUCUCAAAACCUCUAAAUAAUCGGUGCCACAUGGGAGCUCCGUGGAUCAUCCCGUCUAUGUCCCUUCAUGCAACAUAUGUUGCCAUUUUGGUUGCUUUCACUUGUGCUAUUCGGCAUAUAGAGUUCAGGUUUGAUGAACUUAGAGACCUCUGGCAGGGAAUACUUGUCUCGGCCUCUUCUAUCGGAGUAUGGGUGGUUGCAUACAUUUUGAAUGAAAUUCAUGAAGAGAUCUCAUGGCUGCAAGUUGCCUCCAGAUUUGUGCUCUUAGUAACAACGAGCAUACUUGUAUUAACUUUCUUUUCAAUAUCAAGUUCACAACCUCUUCUGUCGCAAAUCAGCUUGAGGAAAAGGGAACCCCUAGCAUUUGAGUCAAUGGGUCAGGCUCUGGGAAUCCCUGACAGCGGACUGUUAGUGCAAAGAGAACCAGUAUGUGUGGUAGAUCCUAAAGAACCACUUGAUAAACUUCUUCUCAACAAAAGAUUCCGCCAGUCAUUCAUGGCAUUUGCAGACAGUUGUUUGGCAGGGGAGAGUGUCCAUUUUUUUGAGGAAGUGCUUGAACUAGGUAAAAUACCUGUGGAUGACCCUGUAAGAAGAAUUUACAUGACACGGCAUAUUAUUGACACGUACAUAAUUGCAGGGGCCACAAUGGAGGUGAAUAUUUCUCACAGAACCAGACAAAAGAUUUUGACCACUUCCAAUUUGGCACAACCAAAUAUUUUCAAUGAUGCAUUAACUGAGCUGACACACCUGAUGAAAAUGAACUUGGCAAGAGACUACUGGUCAUCUAUGUUCUUCAUGAAGUUCAAAGAAGAAGCAAGUAUGAGAUCUGGGGCCCAUGAACUGGAACAGAUGAGAAGUUGGAACUACUCUCCUAGGUUGAGUUCUGUACAUGGUGCUGAUGAUCCAUUUCACCAAGAACAAGAACCAUUUGCAGUUUGAUUAUGCAAUACUCAAUACCACGAUGAUGAACCAAGAUUUAUGUGUAAAGUCAUAUGACUGGUAAAUAUUUUCAUACAAAGCCAUCAUUUAUAUUCAUAUCAUUAAAUGUAGCUUACCUCCCCACUUCUGUACAGAGAUGCAUUUUUCAUAAUUAUAAAAUGAAGAAAAAUAAACAAAAGUCUACUAUUUUGCCUA